This is a messenger RNA of Diuraphis noxia (Russian wheat aphid), 6508 nucleotides long. RefSeq names its product huntingtin (gene htt). Gene Ontology annotation, cellular component: cytoplasm. The record is from RefSeq and is a predicted model, not a curated record. Lineage: Eukaryota; Metazoa; Arthropoda; Insecta; Hemiptera; Aphididae.
AUGCCUUACAGCAGAUCGGAAUGUUAUUGUUGUCGUGAAACAUUUUUGAGAGAGAGAAUAAUCGCCCUUACACAUUGUUACGAUCCCGAUGGCGUAAGAUUGACCAGUGAUAAAAUGGCCACGUUGGAAGUAAAACUAAAAGAACCAGCGGACUGCAAAUCUAAAAUGCAAACAACUGUAAAUUCUAUUAAAAUACCUCGAACAUUAGCCCAAAGUCUACAAAAAUCAUUUCACUACAGUUCAUCUGAAAGUUUAGAAACAUCAUUUGUUCAACUGUCUCUACCAAGAUUUGAAGAAGAACCUAGGUCAAUUUCACAAUCCAUGGACUCAACUAGACAUUCAUUAUCAUCAGCUAAUUCUAUGACAAAUUUAUAUUCAGAAUUUGGCGAUGAUAGUUUGAGUGAAGUUGAUUCAAUUGCGGAUAAUGUAUUUUUUUCUGAAUAUGAAAAUACUCCUGAAUUUGAUGUGCAAAGUAUAACUUCUGAGCAUAGUUAUCAUUCAGCUUCUGGAUCAGUCUUACAACUAGAAUUAGAAUUUUUAAACCAUAUUUAUGAGGAUGUUCCUUUAAAUGUGCUAUGCGUCAAGAUGAUUUCACUUUUCUUGGCACCAGAAYCUAGUAAAUCAGUCAGAACUGGUAUUAAAUCAUCAGCACUUGGAUGUCUGACAGAAAUGUUGAAAAUUGAUCCAAAUUUAGCUUUUAUCAAUUACAACUUGUCAGAUCCUACAGAAACAUUACUUAAUGUUGCUAUCAGUUAUACUAACCAUGAAGAUCAUCUUUUGAGAGGCAUGGCAAUUAAAUUAGUUGGCACAUUUAUUGAAGUAAUUCUUAGAAAUAAUUUUGGUGCGUUUAAAGUACAAAACAAUGAAGUUGGAUCUUCAAAUAUAGUGAUUAUAGAUCUAAUCAACAUCAUUACUCAAGGAUUAAAAGAUGAUUCUUAUAUAUGUGUAUGUCAUUCACUUUCAGCUGUAUCAGUAUGUUUAAUGCCUCUUUUAAAUAGUAAUGUUUCAAAUAGUGCUAUCCCUAUACUUGAAACAUUAUUGUCAGAUCUGAGUCCUUAUUGGCUUGUUAAGGUAAUUUUUCUCUUAUUCAAAUAUUUAAUUUCCACAUUUUUAUGUGAAAAUGAAAAAGACAAAAAAAAUUUGAGAGAUGUACCAAGUCAUAGUAAUUAUUACUAUAAAUUGCAAUCUAUAGUUAAAUCAUCAUACAACAAUUACAAAGUGUCUCUAGAAAAUACAAGUAAUGAAAAAUUCAUAAGAUUUCUUGAGUCAGUUUUAGAUACUUUAAAGAUAUUGUUAACAUUUAUAAGUACAACAGAGUGCCAACAACACAUAGAUCGCAUACUUCUCUGUUUAACUGCAAUAUUCAAUUUAACUCCUAAUUGUAGUUCUAAAGUUUUGGCUGAAUUAUUAAAGUGUUUGAAUUCAAAGUAUAAUAUGUCAUCAAAUCAACAAAUAUUUUGUAGAAAGGAUUGUAUGUUCAUUAAAAAUGAUUUACAAACACUSUGCAUGUACACUCAAGCAUUACAAACACCUUACGAAUGUUUAUCAAACUUUAUUGACACUAAAAUUAAAGUUACUCAACAUGCAAAUAAACAUUGGGAAGAUGAAAGAGAUCGCAGAACAACAAUGAGUGGAAAGCUGUAUAGUGCUAAUUCUGAAAAUUUAGAUUUUUUUUCAAAUUUAAAAUGUUUUCGACCAUUGACUAUUAAGUGCUUGAAGGAAUAUGUAACUACUGGAGAUGUAGAAUUACAAUCUUCAAUUCUAAAUUUACUUACAGUGUUACUUCAAAGCAAAGUUAACUUAAAUGUGAUCGACCCAAAACAUGAGUUUUUAAACUUUGUUUUCAGCCAAUUUGACUAUCUCGAAAAUGGUUUAUUUAGAGAUCCAAAAAAAUUUAUCUCAACUAUAUUUCAAUUUUUUAUUAAUUUAUCUGAAGAUAAAAGUCAAUCAAACAUAAUUCCUGAAGCAAUACAUUUAUGUGAUGGAUUAAUGGCUAGUGGGUAUCCACCAGAACUAUAUUGUAUCCCAGCAAUAUUACCAAUUGUUGAAUAUGUCUAUGUUUUAAAAUCAGCAUUUAUGGUUAAUUCUUCAGAUUUAAAAGAACUUGAAGCUCAAAGGGAGAUGUUAUUUGCUAUGUUAUUAAGAUUAUGUCAAUUUAAUGAAGUGGUGAGCAUUUUAAGUCUUGUAAUAAUGGAAGGCAGUGAAGAAAAAUGGAAAAAACAAUCCAGACAAUUAUAUGAUACUCUUUAUACAUCAUUAGGUGGUUGCAAAAUUCAAGCAUCCUUACCAUCAUUGAUUAAUCUGUUGUUAACAUUACAUCCAUCUUCUUAUAGUAUUCAACAACAGCUCCAUGUUAUGUUCAACACUUGUUAUGAUGGAGAAAAAUGUACUCUGGAACCUUGGUUAAAAACUGUUCUAUCCAACUUAAUUAUAAUUCUUAUUCAAAAGUCUGAAGAUUUAAUUCUUCUUAGGAUUUCUGAAUCAGACAUUUCAAUCAGCUCAAAUUUAUUUGAACUUACUACACAGUCUGACCCCUUAAAUGCAUCAAUAUUAAAUAAAAAUAAAUGUCCUGGUGAAGAUACUUUUUCCAAGUUUUUGUUUAGAGUUAUAUAUUUAUCUACCAAUGAUAUCAUAUCAUCCUUAAGUCAUCCUCAACCUAAUUGUGAGAGCAAAGUGUGUUUACUAUCAGAAUUUCUUCUGACUUGUCAAUAUAUUGUACAAUCUGGUAAUUUUCCAAAAGUUGUGAAUUCUCUACGAUAUUUUCUUAAUGAUUCCAUAUUUAUUUCACUUCAUAAGAAUAUUAUGACCUUGUCAAUGGUCUACCCUUUACUUGUAUUGUACUGGGUACAGUUGAUUGGUCUUUUAGAUCACAACGAUAUUGAGUUUUGGAAGUCAUUAAUGAAUACAAAUUCUACAGAAUCUCAGUCAGGGCAGUGUUUUUAUCAAAGUAUUGUCCAAAAGGGUUGUUUUUUGAUCCUAUGUGAAGUAUUAAAUAAAAAUAUUAAUUUAGAUAAUGAUUUAUUGAAAUGGUUUUUGUCCGAAUGUGUCAUUCAACUGUUAGAAAUGGGAAAUGAGACUUCAACGCAAGAAUUUCUCAACUGCAUACAUAAAAAUCAGAAUUUAAGUUUAAUGCACAUAACAGCUGUCACUGAAAAAUGUGUUAAUGACAAACUAAACCUAACUAAUGAGCUGUUACGAAGUAUGAAUGAAGCACAUCCUGCACAUUGUGGAGAAGUAAUAAAAUUAAUUUUGCCUGCUGUGUUAGAAGAUCCACACUUAGCAUUGUCACAAUUCGCUAGCUCUAUAGUAAUCAGAAAAAUGGAAUACCUUCUUGCAUUGCCUGUCAAUGAAAGUUCUAAUCAAUUAAGCAAAGAAGAAACCUUACAGAUCUUAGAAUAUUUUAAAAAUUCGAAUGUUUGCAUAAAGAGUCGUUAUUGUAUAUUGAUAUCAUUGUUCAAUAAAUUUGGUACUCAAUGUUAUGAUUUUUCAAGUGUAGAAAUUGAUCAAAAUAAAACUGUCAAUACUUUGGACAUAAAAAAUAUUUUAAUAGACAAAAAUUGGUUUUUUGAUCUAGUAAAAGUAAGAUGUUGUCGAAAUGACUGUCUUAGUUUUGAGUCAGCCAAAUUAUUAUCAAAUUUACCAUUGCAAGAUGCCAUCUCUAUUAUGCGUUGUGAUGAUUUCAAUCUUGAUAUACUUCAAUAUUGUUUCAUUAUAUCCACACAAAUCACUAUAAAAACAUGGAAAUCAUUAACUGAAGAUACAACUAACUUAGAACUGUGUCCAUUGUUUGUAGCGGCACGAUUUGUUUUAGUGGAACACAUUCAACAAACAUGUAGUUCCUUGCCUAGAUUUCAUCAAAUAUUUUUACCGAUAGUCAAAGAAUUAAAUGAAAAACAAAAUUUAUACAAGACACGUAUGAGUCAACUAUUUGAAGACAGUAAAUUUAUUAAAAUUAUAUGGUUUUUAACACCAGCAAUUUCAAAGUUUUUAGAAUGUGUUGAGAUUUUAUCAAAACACAAUUCAAAUGAACACAUUGUUUCAAUGGAAUCCAACAAAAAUCUUUUGAAAUAUACAGUUUUACUUUUUGAAGUUCUAAAAUGGAAAUUGGUUAAUCGAACAGCUGCUACUAGCAGAAUACAAUUACUUCUCAAGUGUGCAUACAAUAUUUUUAACGGCUGUGGGUUGGCAAAUGAGUUAUGCUCCACAGAACUGGGAUCAAUUGCUUCAUCAUUAGUGUCAGUGGUAGAAUUCAUUACAGAGGAUGUACUUUUGAUCAUGACUGAUGACUACUAUACAGAGACUACAGAUUUAGUACCCAUAUGCCGGCAAUUUUCAUCUUUGCUUUCUUGGGUGGAAAAUUGUCGUCCAUUAUUGUCAAAUUUUCAUCUGGACCAACUGACAUGCUCUAUUAUACAAAUUAUAAGUCGCCAUCCAAUGGUAAAUGGAUUUGUGCGUGUACCUCCCAUUACAUGGAAAAUGUUGCAAACACCGGUCAAUAUUAUUGAUUUUAACAUACCAACAAUGCCUAUUGAUGUAUUACAAGAAACUGAUGUACUCAAACAGUUUGUGUCUAGACUCAAUGUAGUUGGCUGGAAUAAUAAACAACAAUUUGAAGAGACCUGGAUGACUUUGUUGAGCGUUUUAGUUCCAUCCAGUGAAACUGAUAUACCAAAAGAGGAACAUAUCUCUCGCAUACAAGCGAGUAGUGCAGCUGUAAAUGGAAUUACACAAUUGUUUAGUCAGACAUUAUUUGAAUGUUAUCCUGGUGAUACCACCAACAAUAAAUUCUUACAUGUAUCAAGAGAUAUACCACUCAACUUGACUUGUCAUAAGUGGUUCGUGAAAUUAGAAGAAGUCAAUGAUCUAAUAUAUUCAACAUUUUGCACAUUUAAGAAAACAGCUGGUAAAGAGGCGUUAUUAGAUCGUUAUGAGUGUAGAGCUAAUAUUGAGAGAAUUCAUGACCAGCAUCGAUAUAGCUAUCAUCAGUUGUCAGUCAAAUUUUUACAAAUGGCAAUGACAGAUCAAUGGAAAAAGUCCAAUAAUAUUGCAGUACAAAGAAAUUCAAUGUUAGAAAUUAAGUUGUACAAAAGGAUCAAUGUAUUAAAUGAAAGUGGCUUGGAUCUUAAUUCUUGUAUAUUGCUGUUAAAGGAAGUGUUUAACCAGUGGAUGGAACCAAAAACACGAGGUUCUCUAUCACAAAUAAACGAAAUGAUAAAAUGUCUCCUCGUGAUGUCAGAUUUGUUUACUGAACGAGAGCAUUAUACCUGGAUGCUCAAUGUAUGUCUGGAUUUAUCGCAGUCACAUCACCAUGAAGAUGUAUUGUUACAUCAAUAUGUCAUAAUCGCUGCUGCCAAAUCAAUGGCUAUUUCUAAUAGUGAGGAUAUCAGUAUUCGAGAGAGAGUGUUGAAAUUAAUUGACAAUGGUCUCAAAAGUAAUUGUCGUUUGACCCAAUUGGCCGCUUUACAUGGCUUACUUUAUUUGUUAGAAGGAUGUUUUAUCAUGAAUAAUGUAUUGCCAAAUAGUUCAGAAAUUGUGCAGAUGGCUGUGGAUUUUGUACAAAAACAUCUGUGCACUGAAUACUCAAUGUUAUAUGAAUGUGAAUGGCAGCUAUGUGUGAUAUCAAUAGCAUUCUACAUAGUAGAACAUGGGUCAGAUAAUAUUGAAGACGCAUUGCUCAUGUCACUGGAAGGCCUCACUAAAUUAGUAUCAUCAUCUAGACAUUUUAAACUAUAUCAAGCUCUUAUACAGGGGUUUCAAAGGAUCGUAUAUGUCAAACAUUCAAAUGAAAACAUUAUGGAACAAAUUACAACAUUGGCUUUAGAUAGGUUAUCCAAUGCUCCUCCAGGAUUUUCUUUACCAGCAUUGCAAUUGCUUUUAUCAUGCAUUUAUGCAGAACAUUAUAAUGAAAAUAUUGAAGCUGAUAUUGAUCCCGAUAUGAUUGUUGUUGAAAUGGAAAAGAUAAGUGUCAUGUUUGAAAGAAUAAAGAAAGGAUGUUUGCUGGAAGUAGAAGUGACAACAGUUAUAAUGGCUAAAGUAUUAACAGAUAUAUUUCCAGCAUCAUACGUUCUCAUGAGGGUUGUCAGUGAAUUUCUUUCUCCAAAUCAACCUCAUCCGACAUCGAUGUGCACAGUUGUUAAUCAAAUAUUUGAGCAAUUGAUUAAAGAAUCACAAGUGGAUCUCUUACAAGAUUGGGUUAUUACAACACUCAGCAAUUUUACCCAAGGCCUUCAAAUACCCAUGGCAAUCUACUGUCUAAUCAGUUUUUUUAUAAGUUCAUCAAAAAAUAAAUGGCUAAGAGCAAUAUUUCCUCAUGUGAGAUCGAGGCUUGGUCGUUAUGAAUAUGAAGAUAGAAGAUUGUUGUGCAUUGCCGCAAUGGAUUUUUAUCAUAGCCUUUCUAACGAAAACCAAAAACAGUUAUACAAAGAAUCAUUCCAAUCUUCAGUCAAGUCGAAAAAUCCUUUCCAAGAUAUUAUAUUAUGUUUGGAAUAAAAUUAUGGAUUCCAAAAUA